Menidia menidia (Atlantic silverside) is the source of this 5286-nucleotide messenger RNA. NCBI's taxonomy places the organism in Eukaryota, Metazoa, Chordata, Actinopteri, Atheriniformes, Atherinopsidae. The record is from the annotation of a GenBank genome assembly.
GUGAACCGUGACAACUGGAGAAGGCGCAACCACAACCUGUUGAUUAUUUUAAAAGGGAAAAAUCUAAUCUUCAGAUCAUUUAUGCAACUAAAGGGUGGAAAAUGAGAGCCGUACAAGUAUGGCAAGAUAAAGUCCGUGAACGAGUGUAUGACCUUGCCUUCAAGCCUGAUGGGAGCCAGCUCAUAAUAGCUGCAGGGCUUCGUGUGCUGGUGUAUGAUGCUGCAGAGGGAACUCUUAUCCAGCCCUUAAAAGGACACAAAGACACAGUGUACUGUGUAGCCUAUGCCAAGGAUGGUAAAAGAUUUGCCUCAGGAUCAGCUGAUAAAAGUAUUAUCAUCUGGACAUCUAAACUAGAGGGUAUCUUGAAAUAUACACACAAUGACUCUAUCCAGUGUGUUGCCUACAACCCAGUCACUCACCAGCUUGCCUCCUGCUCCUCUAGUGACUUUGGUCUGUGGUCCCCAGAGCAAAAAUCUGUGAACAAACAUAAAGUCAGCAGCAAAAUAACUUGUUGUGGGUGGACAAACGAUGGGCAGUACCUCGCUCUGGGAAUGAUGAAUGGUGUGGUGAGCAUAUGCAACAAGAACGGAGAUGAAAAGGUCAAGAUAGAGCGUCCAGGGGGCUCCUCCUCUCCUAUCUGGUCCAUAGCAUGGAAUCCUUCAAAGGAUGAGCACAAUGACACUUUGGCUGUGGCAGACUGGGGUCAAAAGCUCUCCUUCUACCAGCUCAGUGGAAAGCAGAUUGGAAAAGACCGAACUCUAAACUAUGACCCCUGCUGCGUAAGCUACUUCUCCAAGGGCGAGUACAUAGUGAUGGGUGGAUCCGAUAAACAGGUGUUGGGCUGCCAGGAUGGGACCAUUGCCUGCUACCAACUCAUCUUCAGCACAGUUCACGGCCUGUACAAAGAUCGCUAUGCUUAUAGAGACAGCAUGACCGACGUCAUUGUCCAGCACCUCAUUAGCGAAAAAAAAGUGAGGAUCAAAUGUCGAGAAUUGGUGAAGAAGAUUGCCAUCUACAGAAACCGUCUUGCCAUUCAGCUACCUGAGAAGAUCCUCAUCUAUGAGCUCUAUUCGGAUGACUCCUCCGACAUGUACUAUUGCAUCAAGGAGAAGAUUUGCAGGAGGUUUGAAUGCAACCUGCUGGUGGUCUGCUCCCAACAUAUCAUUCUGUGCCAGGAGAAGAGACUCCAGUGUCUGUCCUUCACCAGUGUCCGUGAAAAAGAAUGGGUCAUGGAAUCCCUCAUUCGUUACAUCAAGGUCAUUGGCGGUCCACCAGGCAGAGAGGGCCUACUUGUGGGGUUAAAGAAUGGAGCGAUCCUGAAGAUAUUUGUUGACAAUCCAUUUCCCAUCACGCUGCUGAAGCUGUCGACAUCGGUGCGCUGCCUCGACAUGAGCGCCUCCCGCAACAAACUGGCUGUGGUGGAUGAGCACAACACUCUGCUAGUAUACGAAAUCAACAGUAAAGAACUGCUGUUUCAGGAGCCAAACGCCAACAGCGUUGCCUGGAACACCCAGUGUGAGGACAUGCUGUGCUUCUCGGGGAAUGGCUACCUUAACAUCAAGGCUAGCAAUUUUCCUGUACACCAACAGAAGAUGCAAGGCUUUAUGGUUGGCUACAACGGUUCUAAGAUCUUCUGCCUUCAUGUAUAUUCCAUGUCUGCUGUGGAGGUGCCUCAGUCCGCACCCAUGUACCAGUACCUGGAGAGGAAAAUGUUUAAGGAGGCCUACCAGAUUGCCUGUCUAGGUGUGACAGACAGUGACUGGAGGGAUUUGGCAACCGAGGCUCUGGAGGGACUUGACUUUGAAACUGCCAAGAAGGCCUUCAUUCGAAUCAGAGACCUGCGCUACCUGGAGCUGAUCAAUAGCAUAGAGGAGAGGAAGAAGCGGGGCGAGAGCGACAAUGAGCUGUUCCUGGCAGAUGUCUGUGCCUUCCAGGGGAAAUUCCACGAGGCAGCCAAGCUCUACAAACGAAAUGGCCACGAAUCCAGAGCCCUGAGCAUGUACACUGACCUGCGGAUGUUUGAGUAUGCCAAGGAGUUUGUUGGGGCCACAGACCCCAAGAGCACUCGAAUGCUAAUGACCAAGCAGGCAGAUUGGGCCAAAAGCAGCAAGGAGCCGCGGGCAGCAGCAGAGAUGUACCUGUCAGCAGGGGAGCAUCUGAAAGCCAUAGAUAUUAUUGGAGAGCACGGCUGGGCAGACAUGCUCAUUGACAUUGCCCGUAAGUUGGACAAGGCUGAGCGUGAACCACUGGCAAAAUGUGCUCUCCACUUCAAGAAGCUGAAACAUCACGGCUACGCCUCUGAGACUUAUUCAAAGAUGGGAGACCUGAAGGCUCUGCUGGACCUACAUGUGGAGACCAGACAUUGGGAAGAGGCCUUUUCACUGGUGGAGAAGCACCCUCAGUUCAAAUACGAUGUCUUUGUGCCGUAUGCCCAGUGGUUGGCUGAAAACGAUCGCUUUGAGGAGGCGCAAAAAGCUGGGCGUCAGAGUGAAGCUGUGAAGGUCCUGGAGCAGCUUACCCACAAUGCCGUGGUGGAGAACCGAUUUAAUGAUGCAGGCUACUAUUACUGGAUGCUGUCUAUGCAGUGUUUGGACAUUGCCAGAGAAAAUGAAGAUCAGAUGGAUAUAAUGCUGAAGAAGUUUGAGCGUUUUCAGCAUCUGGCUGAGCUGUACCACGUCUAUCGCUCCAUUCAGCGUUACACGAGUCGAAAGCUGGGCGCGUAUAAACUCGCCAGGUACUCCUACGAAAAGCUCCAGGAGCUUCACGUUCCCUCGCGCUUCCUGGAGUCCAUAGAGCUGGGCAGCCUGGCCAUUCGCGCCAAACCCUUCCACGACAAUGAGGACCUCAUUGAGGGCAUGAUGUGCUACCGCUGCUCCACCAACAACCCCCUCCUGAACAACCAGGGCAGUGUGUGCAUCAACUGCAGGCAGCCUUUCAUCUACUCGGCGUCAUCGUACGAGGUGCUGCCUUUGGUGCAAUUCUACCUCGAGGAGGGUAUCGGCGAUGAAGAGGCUCUUUCUCUUAUUGACCUGGAAGUUCCUCACACAGAUCAGAGGGAGGCGCAGGGGCAGGAUGUGGACAGUGGCAAGCUGCAGUCUUUUAGGAUAGAUGAUGGCUUGGAUGAUGCUGAGGAGGAUCCAUUUACAGCCAAAAUGAGCUUUGAGCAAGGGGGCUCCACCUUUGUCCCUGUCAAGGUGAGUCGCUCGGUGCUGUGCUCCAUGAGCAGAAGGGAUGUCCUGAUCAAACGCUGGCCCAGGCCACUCAAAUGGGAAUACUUCCGCUCCCUGCUGCCCGAUGUGAGCAUCACCAUGUGCCCCACCUGCUUCAAGGGGGUUCCAGAGAGCAUCUCCUUCCCACAUCCCUCCAUCAAUCUUGCUCCCUCGUUUCCAGCUCAGCAGCACCACCAAGCUCACAGUGCAGCCUUUUUCAUCGAGUUCUCGGAGGAAGAAAAGACAUCAACAGCUGCAGCCAUGAAUGGCACGGAAGGACCCAAUUUUUAUGUCCCCAUGUCUAACAGAACCGGGCUGGUUCGCAGCCCGUUUGAAUACCCUCAGUAUUACCUGGCCGAGCCCUGGAAGUUCUCUCUACUGGCUGCAUACAUGCUGUUCCUCAUCAUCACUGCCUUCCCUAUUAACUUCCUCACCCUCUAUGUAACUGUCAAGCACAAAAAGCUGAGAAACCCUCUGAACUAUGUGCUGCUCAACCUAGCGGUGGCUGACCUCUUUAUGAUCAUUGGAGGCUUCACAGUCACUCUCUACACAGCCCUGCAUGGAUAUUUCAUCUUAGGUAUCAGUGGCUGCAAUGUUGAAGGAUUCUUCGCCACCUUGGGAGGAGAGAUUGCCCUCUGGUCUCUGGUGGUUUUGGCAGUUGAGCGCUACGUUGUGGUCUGUAAGCCAAUGACCAACUUCCGUUUUGGGGAAAAACAUGCCAUUGCUGGCCUUGGGUUCUCCUGGGUCAUGGCCAUGACCUGUGCUACACCCCCACUGUAUAUCCCGGAGGGAAUGCAGUGUUCCUGUGGGAUAGACUACUACACUCCCAAGCCUGAGAUCAACAACACCUCAUUUGUCAUCUAUAUGUUUGUCCUCCACUUCUGCAUCCCCCUCUUCAUCAUUUUCUUCUGCUACGGCCGCCUGCUCUGCACCGUGCGAGCGGCUGCCGCCCAGCAGCAGGAGUCUGAAACCACUCAGAGAGCAGAGAAGGAGGUGACGCGCAUGGUUAUUGUCAUGGUGGUGUCCUUCCUGGUGUGCUGGGUGCCCUAUGCCACUGUGGCCUGGUACAUCUUUGCCAAUCAAGGAGUUGAAUUCGGGCCAGUUUUCAUGACAGCUCCGGCCUUCUUUGCAAAGAGUUCUGCUCUGUACAACCCAGUCAUCUACAUCCUCCUAAACAGACAGUUCAGAAACUGCAUGAUCACUACUGUGUGCUGUGGAAAAAACCCAUUUGGAGACGAUGAGGCCGCUGCUGCUGUCUCCAAAACCCAGACUUCAUCCAUCUCCUCCAGCCAGGUGGCCCCCGCUUGACCCCUCGCUCCCCUUCUAUCUGCUCCAUCUGUCCCCAGUCACCCAGGGACCCAUCACCACCAGGCAGCAAUACGUUCUAUUGGCCAAUCCUCUCGACUUACCUCUCCAAUUGUCCUCACCAUAGUUGGCAGUGCUGCAACUUCGGUGGGACCGUCUUAAUCAAGAGCCAGCAUGUGUAUUUUCAGCCCAUUUAAUCAUGGAAAGCGUUCAGCUGGUCUCACGGAUUUUUAACCCGGCAUCAAAGGGUUGCCAUCUUGGCAAUAGUCCAGCUGAACACCUUCCAAGCUCCCCAGUACCCAAAAGACACGAACCCUUCCAGUCAUUGCCUAAUUUCAUCCACAUCAACUCUUGUUUAAGUAACUGUUGCAGCUACAUGACCCCAAACCAGGCGCUCUCAUUCAUAUGUUCUGUCAAUAUUUAGGUUUACUUAGACACUCAUUUCUUCACAUAUCUCAGCUGAGUUUUUCUGUUUGUCAGAUGACUCUGUCUUAUAGUCUGUGAGGUGACAAAGCUGAGACAGUUAGCUAACCCUUUGUCAAGGAUUUGAGAGUAAACAGACUGAAAAGAGCCUUUGUUGGAGGGAAUGCAUCCUUCAAGGGGCUGGAUGACUGAGUCUGUGUGUUUGGCAGAUGAGUAUGCAUCUGAGUGGGUACCAGAGUGUCAGUGUUUGUAUUAAAGAAAUAUGAGAACAGUACUUUGUUUGCUGUGUAAAGGCUAAGUUUUGUGCAGUUGUUUUGUGCUCCGCAGUAAAAGCAAUCUGAAUGUCUGC